Messenger RNA from Blepharisma stoltei, 2380 nucleotides. Lineage: Eukaryota; Ciliophora; Heterotrichea; Heterotrichida; Blepharismidae. The record is from the annotation of a GenBank genome assembly.
AUGAAAAUAAGAAGACUGAGAUACAGUGGAAAUGAAUAUAAAUUUUGUAUUUUAAAUCAGAAAGAUAGAGAUCAUUUAAUAUCAAAAUUGUAAGAAAAUAUUUAGUGAAGAUCUGAAACGUCGUGUGCCAGAAUUUUUGGCUUUUGGUUCGUGAAAAAUAUAUAGAAAAUUCCUGGGGAUAGCGCGGAAUACGCUAUCCCCAGGACCAACCGGGAUUGGAUCCCACAUGGAACGAGGGUUCCAUGUGUGGAUCCAUUUUUGACACGUGAAAGUAAAUAUCUCACAUGUCAAAAAUGGAUCCACACAUGGAACCCCCGUUCCAUGUGUGGAUCCGAUCCCGGUUGGUCCUGGGGAUAGCGUAUUCCGCGCUAUCCCCAGGAAUUUAGUAUAUAUACAUUAAAAUGGCGUGAGAACCUAAGCCCUCGCCCGGGAAAAGGAGCAACCUUUGUGAGGUCGUGCAUGAACUGGCAAGCAGAAAAGGGAGCUUCAAGGCUGAUGUAAUUCUUAGGAAUUACAGCGGGUUUCUCAAUAAAUUUAAUAAACGUAAAAUGGUUCGUUGAAGAUAAAAUUUCCAGAGUUAGUAACCAUAUCUUUUAAGUAUGACUCAUAUUUCCCGCAGUCUAUAGCAGACAUAUUAAAAAAUGUCUUUAAGAGUGAACCAAAAGAGAGCUCAAACAAUUUAAGAGAAAAAGCAAUCUAUAUCAUAAAGAUCUUAUGUAAAUCGCAACCUUUGAAAGAUAUUUUCACUAUAAAUCAUAAUGAGUGGGAUGACAUUCUUGUGCCACCAGAGCUAAGUAAUUUUACCCAAGAAUAUCAACUAGAUACUAGGAUUUUUGAAGAAAUUAACUGGGAUUUUAUAGAAAAAACAGACGAGCACAAUUUCUCACAAAGAGAAUUUGAUUUUAAAUUGCUCUCAACAAACUUAAUUGAUGAUUCAAGCUUAUUUGAUAUAAAAGGAAUUGAUAUCGAGCAGGUCGAAAUGCCAAUAAUUGAGAAUUGCCAAAAGUAUGACAUACUCAAUAAGAAAUUUAAUAAAGUUGAAUGGGAUUCUAGCUGCUUUGAGGUUGAAAAUAGUGAAAAGCGCUUGCAAAAUGUUUGAGAUAUAGGUAUGCUCUUAGCUCCGAAGCCUUUUAUAAUUGAGAUCGAUGAUAUUAGAUUGAAGAAAAAAACACAUAAAAUGCCAAUUUUUGAAGCAAAGGCCCAUGAACUUCCAAAAUUUAUAAAUAAUUUUGACAGUAAGCCUGUAGAGAAAAUAAAAACAACUGCAGAAGAGAAUAAAUUUGUUAAUAAAACUAGAGAGCUUCCUAAGAAAUCAGAAAUUCCUAAAGAUUAUACUUUGGAGACAGUUAAAGUUGAUUAUGAGGCCAUAAAUCAUUUACUUACCCAAGAAAAGCAAAAUAACAUCGAGAAAUUAAGCCACUCUAACUAUUUAAAUACCCCUAUUAAAAUUCCUUCACAUCUACCAGAGCCUUCUCCCGAUCAAAACAAGCCUUUUACUAUUCAUUCCCAAUUUCAUGCAUUUACUUCUGACCCUGUCAUCCCUGAGACACUUCUAUUUGGUGAAAAAGAAACUCCCCAAGAUCCUCAAAUCCCAUCAUUUUACGAAUCUCAGCCUCAAAGCAAACAAGUCCGCUUUUCUAGCCAGUUUCUAAACUUCGAAUAUUCCCAAUCAAACCCCAUGACCCAAAUUCAUCUUUUGCCUUUCAAGAUAUUUACAAAUUCAUCAUCUGAUUUAUCAUUAUCCUUAAUCCUCAAAAUGAAAGCACCAGAAAAUUUUUACUUCGUGUCAUUAGAAACAGAUAGUAAAUUUAUGCAUUGUAUGGAUCUCAUAGUUACUUGGCAAACAGGAAUAAAAAUUUGUGGUAUUGAUAUAUUAUAUUCAGAUGCUCUAACUUCAGAACUAUGCAGAAAUUUAAGUGAAAUUAUCAAUAGAUUCGAUACGAUUUUAUUAUUUUUUUAUGGUGAGCGAAAGCAAGAAAUGCUUGGGCUGUGCAGGAUGAUUGCUUUUUGUAGCUUGUGUGAGAAACUUGGGUGCACGCUUCAUAUUGAAAUUGCUGAAUCGUUUGGAGAGACAGAAGAAAUUAUUGAGAUGUUUAUAGAGCAAUAUAUAAAAUUAAUUAAUUCCAAAGACCAUUGACUGCAAACUCAGGAAUAUUUGAUUGAUGAUAUGAAUGAUAUAUCGUCAUUGAUAAUAGAAUGUGAAGAGUUUAAUAUCUAUAGUGCUCAGCUUUUAUCUGGGCUUUACCAAGCCAAAAAUCUCUCUUUUUCUUUAUUGCUGAGGUUCCCUCCUCAACUUUUGCAGCUUUUCAAGUCUCUAGGAGUUCCAUCAUCAAAAUGCCAAAAAUUAAAAGAACUUAUAAAUGCUAAAUUUAACCAGUAA